Molecule: messenger RNA, 2360 nt
Organism: Mytilus trossulus (common blue mussel)
Lineage: Eukaryota; Metazoa; Mollusca; Bivalvia; Mytilida; Mytilidae
Product: zinc finger protein 664-like
Exons: 2
Coding region: 246-1715 (489 amino acids)
Biological process (GO): regulation of DNA-templated transcription
Molecular function (GO): RNA polymerase II cis-regulatory region sequence-specific DNA binding; DNA-binding transcription factor activity, RNA polymerase II-specific
Source: RefSeq, a predicted model, not a curated record
CACCUUUGUUAUUGUCUGUUUGUUCAAGAGUUAGAAAUUUAUAUUAUAUCGUUCAAAUAGCAAAGUGUGCAGAGCUGAAAAGAAAGCAUAGUUAAGCGAGAUAGCUGAAUUGAACAUAUUUCUAGUCAAGAGUGUACAGAACUUAAUGAAUCUAACUUUUCUUGUUUGGAAUUCUGAAAGAAUUAGUUUGAUGUUACAAAAAGUCAAUAUCCAUACCAUACCACUGAACCACUUUGGAAGUAAAUAUGGAAGAUGAUAUUGAUGUACCAGUUAAACUUGAGGUGUGCAGUGAAUCAAAUGAAACGCUUACCCAAACUGCUGAAGUGAACAGUGAAUCAAAUGAAUUGCUUGACCAAAGUUCUGAUGUGAACAUUGAAUCAAAUGAAUUGAUUAACCAAAGUGCUCAGGUUCGUAGUAAAUCAAAUGAAUCGCUUUACCUAGAUGCUGACAAUCAGGUCCGUAGUCAAAUGCAAAAUGUUGAGAAAUUGUAUGUAUGUAGUGAAUGUGGCAAAAGUUUUAAUCACAAUGGCAACUUUUAUAGACAUCUUAGGACCCAUACAGGUAUUAUACAAUAUAAGUGUGAGGAAUGUGGAAAAGGGUUUUGUCAUAUAGGACACUAUAAUAAACAUUUAAGGAUGCAUACUGUUCAAAAGCAGUUAUUCUGCCCAGAAUGUGGAAAACAAUUCAGCACUAGUAGAAAUUUACAUCGGCACAUUAAAAUCCAUAUCAUUGAAAAAGCCUAUGCAUGUGGGCAGUGUGGAAAAACGUUUAAUUCACAAAAUUACUUGAAAACACACAUGAAAGUACACACUCAAGGUAAAGCUUUUAAAUGUGAUAUAUGUGGAAAAGACUUUAGACAAAGUAGCAAUUUAAAGACACACAUGAUAGUACACACCAAUGAGAAACCAUAUAAGUGUGGAAUUUGUGGGAAUUCAUUCAGUAUGGACACUAUUUUGAGACACCACAUGAAAACGCAUACAGGUGAGAAACCACAUAAAUGUGAUGUGUGUGGUAGAAAAUUUAGUCAGAGUAGUAAUGUACGUGCACACAUGAAAAUACACACGGGUGAAAAGCCGCAUAAAUGCGAUCAGUGUGACCAAGCGUUCAGUCUAAAGGGACAACUUCAAGCUCAUAUGAGGAUCCAUACGGGAGAAAAACCAUACAAGUGCGAAGUAUGUGGUAAAGAAUUUAGAGUCAGUGGAACGUUAAAAAAACACCAGAGAACGCAUACCGGUGAAAAACCAUAUGUAUGCAAGGUUUGUGAUAGAGGAUUUUGUCAGAGUGGUCAGCUUCAAUCACAUUUGGUUAUACAUACAGAUGCCAAAAAUGAUAAAACACACAAAUGUGACGAAUGUGGCAAAGGUUUCAGACUCCGUGGAAACUUAAGGAUUCAUAAAAGAUCCCAUGCAAUCGUUAAACCGUUUAAAUGUGGCGAGUGUGGAAAAGGAUUUACCAUGAACAGUUCUUUAGGGUCACACAUGAGAACACAUACGGGGGAAAAACCUUAUAAAUGUGAAAUUUGUGGAAGAUCUUUCAGUGAGAGUCAUAGUGUACAGAGACAUAUGACGGUCCAUUCGGGAGAAAGGCCAUUUCAGUGUGAUGUAUGUGGUAAAAGGUUUAGUUUGAGAGGCAACUUUCAGACACAUACCAAGAUACAUAUAGAAAAUACUUUGAAUUCUAUGUUUGUGAUUGAUGCUGAGUCAUCGUCCUCAUGAUCUUUGAAUACUUGAUUGAAAGAUUAUGUUUUUGAACUUUAUUUAUACAUGUGAAAAUAGUAUGGUGUAAGAUACAUUUACAUGUUGUAUGGUAGACAUGGUAGAUAUAUAAAACUUUCUGUAUACAUUAUAUGUAGCCAAAAAUCUUUUAAUCCAUUAUUAUUUUAGUUAAGAUUAGAGGUCUGAAAAAUCUACCUUUGAAACCAUUGCCCUGUGAAAAAUAAUGUUCUUACAAUUCUUGAACCAAUGCAUACAAACAUUAUAAACUUAGUCUUCUGUGCACUAAUUUAUCAUUUUUUACGCAUAAAUUUCGUAUAAUCGUCAAUAUUUUCAAUCAGUCAGUGUUGUUGUGAAAAUAUGGCAGCUAAUUAAAGUUCGUGUUUUGAAAAGCCGAAAUUAACGAUUGCAUGUCACCUGUUUGUCACCAAUCAACAAAAAUGCAUGGAUAUUGAGCAUGUUUUGAACAUGUACAUUGUACAAUCAGAUAAUAGUUUAUUUUGAAGGACAUCCAUGCAUAUUCUUAUCACUGGAUUUUUACGAGAUGGGUCACACUGAGGUCACAUUGCAUACAGAAAAUAUGUCGGGGAAUUGCUUCCUGCAGGAAGCAAUUAAAAUAAAGAAACUUUCGAAAUUCUUCUUAAUAUG